AUGAAAAUCUUUCUGCUGGUUGCUCUGCACACAGGUGCUACUGCACACAGCAUCAGCCCUCAGGCUCUGUGGCAGUUCAGCAAUGCGUUCAAGUGCACCUUUAGUCCGAUUGAUCCCUUUCCAGGGUACAGUUACUAUGGCUGCUACUGUGGCUUCUUGAGAUUCAUCCACCCAGAUGAAGAGUUAGACAGGUGCUGCAGGACUCGUGACAACUGCCUUGCUCAGGUUACUAAUCUGGACAACUGUGCAUUCCUCAUAAGGAACCUCUACACCAGCUCCUACUCAUACUCAUGUUCUGGGAAUGAUGUCACCUACAGUG
Molecule: messenger RNA, 319 nt
Organism: Peromyscus maniculatus bairdii (prairie deer mouse)
Lineage: Eukaryota; Metazoa; Chordata; Mammalia; Rodentia; Cricetidae
Source: RefSeq, a predicted model, not a curated record